AUGGCACAAAUUCGAGGAACUGCGGGCUAUAACCUGGGCGGAGGACAGAACACAUUUGGAGGACCAAGCAGAGGGGAUACCAUGAAUGACCCAAGUCCUCUUGAUGCAAUUCGGGAGCAGACUGGCAAGAUUGAGGAUUUCUUGGACACGUUGAGCGAUCCUAUAAAGCCAUAUCUGCCAGCGAUUGGGCGAUUCCUAAUUGUAGUUACGUUCUUGGAGGACGGGCUCCGAAUUAUCACACAAUGGUCCGACCAAUUGCUGUACCUACACGACUACAGACACAUCCCAUACGGACUUAACCACCUGUUCCUUCUGGUCAAUGUCAUCGCCAUGGUUUCUUGUUCAUCACUAGUUAUUGCCCGCAAGUACUCUGACUACGCUGUUGGAGGUCUGAUUGGAGUUGUCAUCACACAAGCCCUUGGAUACGGACUCAUUUUCGACCUUAACUUCUUCCUACGCAAUCUCUCCGUCAUGGGAGGUCUCUUGAUGGUCCUCUCCGACUCCUGGGUGCGCAAAUCCAAGGCAUUCGCGGGUCUCCCAGAAAUCGACGAGAAGGAUCGCAAGAUGUACUUCCAACUUGCUGGUCGAGUUCUCUUGAUUUUCCUCUUCGUUGGAUUCGUGUUCAGUGGAACCUGGAGCAUCUGGAGGGUCAUUGUUGCCCUUUUGGGCUUCGUGGCUUGCGUUAUGGUUGUUGUUGGAUUCAAGGCCAAGUUCAGCGCUAUCAUGCUUGUUGUCAUCCUCAGUGUCUUCAACCUCUUGGUCAACAACUUCUGGACUCUUCAUGAGCACCACCCUCACAAGGAUUUCGCCAAGUACGAUUUCUUCCAAAUCCUCUCAAUCGUCGGAGGUCUCCUUCUCCUUGUCAACAGCGGACCCGGCAAAUACAGCAUCGACGAGAAGAAGAAGGUGUACUAG
Messenger RNA from Cadophora gregata, 915 nucleotides. RefSeq lists its product as uncharacterized. Gene Ontology annotation, biological process: Golgi organization. The transcript has 4 exons. The record is from RefSeq and is a predicted model, not a curated record. Gene Ontology annotation, cellular component: endoplasmic reticulum-Golgi intermediate compartment; membrane; endoplasmic reticulum. NCBI's taxonomy places the organism in Eukaryota, Fungi, Ascomycota, Leotiomycetes, Helotiales, Ploettnerulaceae. The coding region runs from base 1 to 915 and encodes 304 amino acids.